GAUUUUGCACAUGCGCACUGACGGGGCAACUGGAGAACAUUUUUUAGACCCCGUUUAGAUUUAACGGCAGAAAACAAAUUUAUUUGAUUUAUAUAAUGUUAAUCCUUUGUCAGAGUCGAACGCUUGCUUUGUCUGUAAAUUAUUAGCCAUUUGGAUUGCACAAGCUGAUUUGCAAACACCACUAGAACAAAUAGCAAUCUGUAUGGAAAACCUUCAUUUACUCUAUUCUCUUAUCUAUAUUAUUAUGUAAAACUAUGGAGCCAAAGCACAGAGAACUUCUCCGAGCGCAACGAAUGCAGCUUUGCGAGCAGCUUGUGGUAGAUGACACGAUAGUUCAGUAUUUAUAUCAGGAGGACAUUUUAACUGAAGGUCAAGUGGAGGAAAUUCAGUCACAAAAGUCUAACAAAAACAAGACGUUAAUGCUACUCAGGAUUCUCCCAGACCGAGGCCCCAGUGCUUUUAAAUUGUUUGUGCAAUCCCUGGAACAGGAUUUUCCCUGGAUUAAAGAGAAACUGCUGCUUUUAGCUCAGGGUGAAGAUGAUGAUGGAGGAGGAGGAGCAGAACCAUGCACUACCGCUCAGUGGCCCAUUUCUGAUCAGAUCCUCCAAACAGUUCCAUCUGAUCAGCACCUGAACAGGCUGGCAGCUCAGCUCGGCUCGGAGUGGGAGUUGGUGAUGCUGGACUUGGGCUUGACGUGGGCAGAUAUUUCCCGCUGCCGUACAGAUCAUCCACACAGCAGUCACAAUCAGGUGCUAGAAGCCCUGAUGAUGUGGAAGCAGACUCAGGGUAGAAGAGCCACAGUGCAGCGUCUGCUCCAGAGCCUACAGAAUUCAGAAAUUCAUCCUUAUUCCCUCAAACAAUUGUUUUAUUGAGGCUGCUCAAUAAAGUGGAAACUACCACAUCCAACAAUGCUGUAUGUUUUAUGUGUAGUAUAUUUCAUUUGAUUGUUGUCGUUCUUUUGCUACUUUUUAAUUUUGUCUGACAGGUUGCUCAUAUAUACCAUAAAUUGAAAAUAUAUCUAGCUGAACUUUACAUAUUUUUAAAGAUUUUAUCUUUGUUUGA
Molecule: messenger RNA, 1062 nt
Organism: Clarias gariepinus (North African catfish)
Lineage: Eukaryota; Metazoa; Chordata; Actinopteri; Siluriformes; Clariidae
Gene: cradd
Product: CASP2 and RIPK1 domain containing adaptor with death domain
Exons: 2
Coding region: 255-872 (205 amino acids)
Biological process (GO): signal transduction; regulation of apoptotic process
Cellular component (GO): CBM complex
Molecular function (GO): death domain binding; protease binding
Source: RefSeq, a predicted model, not a curated record